CGAGUCUCUUUUUCAAGAUCGGUUUCCUUUUAGAUAGAAAUCCUGGUUUCCCAUUCUUUUUCCAUCCUCCCCUCGUAGCCUUAAGCUCUUAUUAUAACUUUUCCUCGAGUAUUAUUGCUUCCCAGUAGCUGUACUCGUAGGGGUGGAAGGCAAUUCCUUCCGAUUUUCUUAUACAGUACUUAGGUAGAUCAUUCAUUAUUAUUAUACCCCGUCGGAGUAACUAUUGUAUGAAUUAUACAGCUUUUGUGUAACACACCACGACAUGGCUUCGGAGCAGCAGCACCAUUACCCCGGUGGUGGUCACUAUUCUGGCCUCAACCGAAUCCCCAACAUUAAAGAAUUCGUCGCCAGCCUCGACAGGGAGAAGAAGGAGCGAGACGCCAAAAUCGACUCUGAGCUCAAAGCGAAUAAGAAGAAUGGAGAUAUUACAGAGCACAGAAAUGAACUUGAGAAGUAUAAGGGUAAAGGAAGAAUAGUGACGGAUCCCGUCACGGGAAACCAGAUUACUAUUGACGAUGUCAAUACUGAUUUUAUGAAGGCUGCGGAGGAGCCUCAUCUCUCCGUACCAAACGCAAAUCUAGGGAAAGACGCGACGGUCAAGACAGAAGCCACUCAAUCGGGUGAAGAAUACAGAAAUGCGCAAGAUAUAACAGCACCGCCAGAUCCAAUAGCUACAGGGGCUACAUCGGACGUACCGAUUCAUGGCGAGAAGACCAAUAUUCUCUUCCACCCCACGCCAUCAGUAAGCUAUGAGCCAAUGUACGUCAUCAUCGAACAGCGGGCGACGGUAUUAUGCGCUUUCGUAUUCUUCGCCAUCAUUUUCAUGGGCAAGUUUUUUGGUGGCAGAUUGUUGGGCUUGAUUCCACUCUCGAUCGUCGUCUCAUCUGGAGUCUUCCUAUGGAUGAAGGACCUAGUUCGACGAGGCCGAGAUAUUGAGUGGUCAAGUGAGAAAAAACGUGGUGAAACCGCUGUCGCCAACCUGAUUCCUGAAUCUGUGGAGUGGAUGAACACGUUGCUCGGCAUAGUAUGGGGUCUCAUUAAUCCUGACAUGUUCGCCGCCGUAGCUGAUACCCUCGAAGACGUCAUGCAAGCAUCGGUCCCUGGAGUCAUCGAAAACGUCAAAGUCGCCGAUAUCAACCAAGGCAACAACCCGAUCCGAAUCCUAAGUCUACGCGCUCUUCCCGAUAGCCACAUGAAGGAGCUUAAGGAUGAGAUGCACAAGGAGAACCAGAAAAUCAAGGAUCCGGAAGAACUCGCUGCGGAUGAGGAGGGUGGUGAUUAUUAUAACUUGGAGGCGUCUUUUGCUUAUCAUGCGAAGCCCUCGGCGGAGUCUGUUUCGGCGAAGGCUCAGAAUAUGGGCAUGCAGUUGGUUUUCUACCUUGGUAUCAAGGGUUUAUUCGGAAUUCCGUUACCUAUUUGGGUCGAAUUAAUCGGCCUAGUAGGAACCGUCCGUCUACGCCUGCAAAUGACACCCGAACCCCCGUUUCUCAAAGCUGUCACCAUAACCCUCAUGGGCGUGCCCAAAGUCGAAGCAGGCUGCACACCUAUGAUCGAGCGCGGUGUCAAUAUCCUCAACCUCCCUGUGAUUUCCAACUUCGUCAACUGGGCCAUCAAAGCUGCGGCUAGUAUGUACGUCGCGCCGAAAUCGCUCACCCUCGACCUCGCGAAGAUGUUAUCUGGUGACGAUAUUCAGAAGGAGACGCAAGCUUUGGGUAUCUUGUUUAUUCGCAUUCAUAAAGCUGUCGGGUUAUCUAAGCAAGAUAGACGGGGUUCAGAGGGAGGAGGAUCGGAUCCGUAUAUCACGGUUAGCUUCUCGAAGUUCGGCAAGCCGAUGUAUUGCACACGGGUCAUUCAGGAUGAUCUAAACCCUGUGUUUGAGGAGAGCUGUGCGCUGUCUGUUACGCCGGAUCUGAUAAAAGCAGAUGAGCAGCUGUCGAUGGAACUCUGGGACAGCGAUCGCUCGAGUGCGGAUGAUGUUGUUGGGAAGGUCGAAUUGUCGCUGCAGAAAUUAAUUCAGCACCCGGGCAAGAUGUACCAGCAAGUUUCGAAACUGCGCGGUGUUAAGGCUGAUAGCAGUAUGCCGGGCGAAUUGCACUGGGAAGUUGGAUAUUUCGGCAAGACACAGUUCCGUGCUGCGCUAAGGACUGAUGGGAAGGAUCUUGGCUUGCCGAAGGAGAUCCGACAUAAUAAGGAGUUGCAGGAUGAUAAGGGCGCGAUUCAGAAUGACCAGGAAGAUGCUGUGGUACAUACGCCUCCUGACCCGCUAUGGCCUUCUGGUAUUCUGAGUGUGGUUGUGCACCAGAUCGUUAACCUGGAGUUGGCCAAUGUAAAGGGCUCCGAAGGUGGUAAAAGGAAGGGUGGGAAGGAGUAUGAACCCGCUCGUGAUGCUGGUGAGAUUAAGGAGGAGUCGAGCAAGAGGUUGCCAAGUGCUUAUUGCACUAUGCUGCUUAAUGAUGAGUUGGUCUACAAAACCCGAACUAAGGUCGUUUCCUCCAAGCCCAUCUUCAACGCUGGUACCGAACGAUUUGUCCGAGACUGGAAGUCCGCCAUUGUCACUGUUACGGUUCGCGACUCGAGGAACAGACAGCAUGAUCCGAUCAUUGGUGUCGUCCCCCUGAAGAUUUCCGACCUCAUGCAAACAAGCAGCCAAGUCACGCGAUGGUACCCCUUAGACGGUGGCAUUGGCUUCGGUCGUGUCCGCAUCUCCCUACUAUUCCGAUCCGUCGAGCUCAAGCUCCCUCCAUCACAGCUCGGUUGGGACGUCGGCACAUUCGAAUUCACAUCAGACAAGAUUACCUCCACCUUCACCGGCUCCGGUAAAGGCAAGGUUAAACUACGUCUACGAACAGGCGGUAGCUCUGCAACAGUAAAACGCGAGCAAUGCGCCGCCGUAGACGACACCCUAGAAUGGAGUAUCAACGGCAUAACCAACAACCCCCGCCCUCGUCUACCCGUCCGAUACCGCUACCGCUCCCCUGUAUUCUUCGAAUUUCACCUCCCGGGCAAGCGACACGUGGAGUACUUCGCCGCCGUCUGGCUGCAAGAACUGGUCGAUGGGGAAGAUUCCGAUUUCGACAUCCCAGUGUGGAAAUGCGAUAAUGCAACCCGACUUUCGCAGAAUUUUAUUACGCCCACUAAUUUCAACACGGUACCUGAUUUACGUAUCGAAGAAGUUGGUAGGUUGAAGUUUAGAGGCCGGUUCAAGGCUGGCACGGAUAGGGAUCACUUGCGUUUUGUUAGUGAUAACGACUCCCGCGAGACAAUUGAGACUUGGGAAGCAUGUUAUGCGGAAGGUGUGAGGCGUGAGGAUGUUAGUCGCGAAGUCCCGCCUGCAAUUCAGAAAUUACAUGAUGAUUCCCUCACGCACGCUCGUGAUGUCCUAGCCAACGCUCCUGAAGAGGAGAGGAGGAAGUGGCUUUCCAAAGAUGGAACGGAUUGGACUGGUGCUUUCGGUCAGGACCCCGCGGAUUUAAUGACGGGCCGUGAGGGUAGAGAGGAGACGGAAUAUGAAUCUGAUGAAGAUUCUGAGGAUGGACCCUCGAAUGGCAAGGAUGAUCUCGGGAUCCAGGAUGGUACCAACUCUUCUCCUGUGCGUGAGAGUUCUGAUGGACGGCCUAGCACUGCGACUAGCAGCGGUGCGAAUGGAAGUGCUUUAACACAAGCUACUACUACGACCACGACCGCGACUACGGACUCGGGGCGGAGUAAGAGUAGUAAGAACCCAAUUAAGCAGUACAAAGACUAUCGAGAGAAGAGCCGGGACUUACACCGCCAACACCGCGGAUUAAUGCAAUGGCGACCGUUGCGCAACGCGCAGUUUGCUAAGGACGAAGCUAAGUAUGCCAUUCGUCGGGUCACGCAUAUGGGAGCGCUUAGUGGGCGACAGCCGGAUGUUGAGACGGAGGUGUAAAUUAUUUCUUUUGUUUAACUUGGAUGAAGGGAGGAAAUGAGGGAAAAGGGUAUGAAAAGAUACCCAACAGACAUGGAACUAUGGUAUAAUAUUGUAUACUUAUUUAUUUUUACUUUAGUAUAGAGUGAGCUACGAAAUCAAAGUACAUCAACUCAUUUUGCA
Molecule: messenger RNA, 4072 nt
Organism: Hypoxylon trugodes
Lineage: Eukaryota; Fungi; Ascomycota; Sordariomycetes; Xylariales; Hypoxylaceae
Exons: 5
Coding region: 263-3910 (1215 amino acids)
Molecular function (GO): lipid binding
Source: RefSeq, a predicted model, not a curated record